UGGACGGGGCCGCAGGCGUCCCAGCGCGCAGGCGCCGGCCUCAUGCUGAGGACCUUGACUCGCGCGGUGGGCCGCGCCGCCGUCCGCUGCGCUCGCAGCUCCCGGCCGCCUGAGGCGCGCGCCGCCGCCGCCGCUGCCGCCAUGUCCCGGUCCCCGCGGGCCGCCUCUGGCUCCCCGGCCCGGCCCGCCACCGUGCUGGGCACCAUGGGGAUGGGGCGCCGCAUGGACGCGCCCGCCAGCGCCGCGGCCGUGCGCGCCUUCCUGGAGCGCGGCCACGCUGAGCUGGACACGGCCUUCAUGUACAACGACGGCCGGUCCGAGAGCAUCCUGGGAGGCCUGGGGCUCGGGCUGGGCGGCCGCGACUGCACAGCGAAAAUUGCCACCAAGGCCAAUCCCUGGGAGGGGAAGUCUCUGAAGGCUGACAGCCUCCGGUCCCAGCUGGAGACGUCGCUCCAGCGGCUGCAGUGCCCCCGGGUCGACCUCUUCUAUCUGCACGCGCCGGACCACGGCACCCCUGUGGAAGAGACGCUGCACGCCUGCCACCAGCUGCACCAGGAGGGCAAGUUCGUGGAGCUCGGCCUCUCCAACUAUGCCUCCUGGGAGGUGGCCGAGAUCUGUACCCUGUGCAGGAGCAACGGCUGGAUCCAGCCCACCGUGUACCAGGGCAUGUACAACGCCACCACCCGGCAGGUGGAGGCGGAGCUGCUGCCCUGCCUCCGGCGCUUUGGACUGAGGUUCUACGCCUACAACCCUCUGGCUGGAGGCCUGCUGACCGGCAGGUACAAGUAUGAGGACAAGGACGGGAAACAGCCCGAGGGCCGCUUCUUUGGGAACAGCUGGGCAGAGGUCUACAGGAAUCGCUACUGGAAGGAGCAGCACUUCGAGGGCAUCGCCCUGGUGGAGAAGGCCCUGCAGGCUGCGUACGGCAGCAGCGCCCCCAGCAUGACCUCAGCCGCCCUCCGGUGGAUGUACCACCACUCCCAGCUCCAGGGCACCCAUGGGGACGCAGUCAUCCUGGGCAUGUCCAGCCUGGAGCAGCUGGAAGAGAACUUGGCGGCCACUGAGGAAGGGCCCCUGGAGCCGGCCGUCGUGCAGGCCUUUGAUCAGGCCUGGCGCCUGGUCGCCCACGAUUGCCCCAACUACUUCCGCUAGGCUCCUGCCCAGGUCAGGCGCCGAAGGGUUCUUCCUUUUCUGUCGCCUCUUCUGCGCUCUCCCUGGCUGGUCUUUGCCUUAAGCUGGUUUCGCGUGGUCUUUCUCCACUGUCUGGAUCCGGGCGUAACUUUUCUAGACCCCCGCCUCGCUCCCUGUUGCCCUCACAAUGUAUAACGCCGUGGGCUGAGCCCCUCUGGGGCACCUCCCGUCUGAAUAAAGCCAACCCUAGGCCUGCCUG
Molecule: messenger RNA, 1390 nt
Organism: Cervus elaphus (red deer)
Lineage: Eukaryota; Metazoa; Chordata; Mammalia; Artiodactyla; Cervidae
Product: aflatoxin B1 aldehyde reductase member 2-like
Exons: 7
Coding region: 43-1152 (369 amino acids)
Source: RefSeq, a predicted model, not a curated record